GUUCUUUAUAAUCUCAUCACCACCACUACCAUUUUCAGCUCUGAAAGAAACCUUCAAAACUAUUUCUGCUUACAAUCAAGAAAGUAUGGCCUACCAAAUCGCCGAUGGCUUCUUUUCUGAUGAAGAAAGUCCAAUUGAUUCAAUUGCAGUUGCUGAUCCAAAACCUCUUGCAGUAGUAGCAGCACCAACAGCUUGUGGUGUUCAUCCUCCCAUUGUUGCAUCCUUCAAUGAUAGAAUCCGUCCUCUCCUCGACUGUGUAGACAAACUCCGCCACAUUAACAUCAUGCAAGAAGGUAUCCAGCUUCCGACCAUCGUAGUGGUAGGUGAUCAAUCUUCUGGAAAGUCCAGUGUCCUCGAAUCUCUUGCUGGAAUCAGCCUUCCUAGAGGACAAGGCAUUUGCACCAGGGUCCCCCUUAUCAUGAGGCUGCAGAAUGAUCCAAACAUCACUGAACCACUACUUCACUUGGAGUACAAUGGAAAGUCACUCCCUGUUGAUGAAGUUGCCAUUGCUGAUUCUAUCAUUCGUGCUACUGAUGAGAUUGCUGGCCAUGGUAAGGGCAUAUCUAACAACCCUUUAACACUUGUAGUGAAAAAGAAUGGUGUGCCCGACUUGACCAUGGUGGAUUUGCCUGGCAUCACUAGAGUUGCUGUACAAGGACAACCUGAAGACAUUUAUGAACAAAUUUAUGAUAUUAUAAUGAAAUAUAUAGCUCCUGAGGAAAGUAUAAUCUUAAAUGUUUUAUCAGCUACUGUUGAUUUCCCUACUUGUGAGUCCAUUAGGAUGUCUCAAAAGAUGGACAAAAGCGGAGAAAGGACUCUGGCUGUUGUGACCAAGGCUGACAAAGCCCCUGAAGGGCUGCUUGAGAAGGUUACUGCGGAUGAAGUGAACAUAGGGCUCGGCUAUGUUUGUGUGAGGAAUAGAAUUGGGAACGAGUCUUAUGAAGAAGCCAGGAGUGAUGAGGCAAGGCUUUUUUCAACUCAUCCACUUUUAUCCAAGAUUGAUAAAUCCAUGGUUGGCGUUCCAGUUCUGGCACAAAAGCUGGUGCGUAUUCAAGCAACCAUCAUUUCAAAAUGCUUGCCUGAAAUUGUGAGGAAGAUCAAUGACAAACUUGCUGCCAAUCUUGCCGAACUCAGCAGGCUUCCUCCGCAUCUAACUUCUGUGGCUGAAGCUAUGACGGCAUUUAUGCGCAUUCUGAGUUCAUCCAAGGAUUCAUUAAAGAAAAUUCUUCUAAGUGGGGAGUUUGAUGAGUACCCGGAAGAAAACGAACUGCACUGCACAGCUAGACUGGUUGAAAUGCUUGAUCAAUACUCUAAUGAGCUACAUUCCAAGAAAUUUGAGAAAAUGGAGGACUUCUUGAUGGAAGAGAUCAUGGUUUUACAGGAAACGAAAGGGAUUGGAUUACCAAACUUCCUUCCUCGGGCCGUUUUCCUCAAUGUUUUGCAGAAAAAAGUAAAGGAAAUUGCUGCCUCUCCAGAGGAUUUUGUGGGAAAACUGUGGAAUUACUUAGAGCGAGUUGUUAUCAAAGUUCUGAUGUAUCAUUGUGAUAACUAUCCGCAGCUUCAGUCUUCCACUAGAAGGGCAGCCCAGAACUUGAUUGCCAAGAAGAAGAAUGAAUCAGUUGAUUGGGUAAGGGAAAUCACCGGGAUGGAAAAGCUGACUGAUUACACUUGUAAUCCUGACUAUUUAGCGACUUACAGUAAGUUCAUGGCUCAACAACACAUGUUCAUGGAGAUAAUGAAUGAUCCUGGGAAGUGCUCCGAGAUAAACCUUGAAGGAGUAGGAGUAAUCAAUGUUGGUCAUUUGAGGAAGCAUCUAGAUGUGGUGCAGCAGGCUUUCGAUUUGAAGAUGAGAAUGAUGGCCUAUUGGAAAAUAGUGCUAAUGAGGCUGGUGGAUUCUAUGGCCUUGCACAUAAUGUUCAGCAUUCGGAACAUGAUUAACAAGGAAAUGGAAGACGAGAUUGUUCAGGAUCUGAUGGCACCUCAUGGUGGUGGAAUUGAGAGAAUGCUUGAUGAGUCGCCUUUAGUUGCUGAGAAACGCAAGAGGCUCAAAAAGAGUGCCAAGCUGCUCAAGGAGUCCAAAGAGGUGGUGGCCAAUAUCAUGGACAGGAUUUCACUUCAUGCUGAUCAGGAAAGGGACUAGAUUAAUACGUGCUACUCAUGAUCAGGACACUCUGUUCCUAUUCAGCCAAUGUUCCUUUCCAGUUUAUCUCCUAAUAUCGAACUACUAGUACUACGCUUUGGUUUUGUAAAAUGCCUAUAGGCUCCUAGGGAAGUAUUUAACUACCUGGUACUAUAUUAGGAAUUGAAGUGUCUACGGUCCUGCCUGCUUGUGUGUAGUUAUUGUCUUCCUAGCUAUUAGCUAAAUGCAAAUCAAGUUUCUGUCUUCA
This is a messenger RNA of Lycium ferocissimum, 2387 nucleotides long. RefSeq names its product dynamin-related protein 4C-like. Gene Ontology annotation, molecular function: GTPase activity; microtubule binding; GTP binding. The record is from RefSeq and is a predicted model, not a curated record. The coding region runs from base 86 to 2140 and encodes 684 amino acids. The transcript has a single exon. NCBI's taxonomy places the organism in Eukaryota, Viridiplantae, Streptophyta, Magnoliopsida, Solanales, Solanaceae. Gene Ontology annotation, cellular component: cytoplasm; membrane; microtubule.